AUGUUCUCGUCGCUGCUGCGUUCUCUUCCUCAGCUCGGGCGAAGAUGGAAACCUCUCAAUUUCUCCAACCCCAACUUCGUUCGUUUACCCGACUGGCACAAGAUUGAAGAAGAGACCCUACCACAUUAUAUCGCCUCGCAGUAUUAUCCAGUACGAAUUGGCGAAAUUAUCAACCAGCGUUAUCAAGUGAUCGGGAAAUUAGGAUUUGGUUCCACGUCAACGGUGUGGCUUGCACGGGACAUGGAUGAUCGGAGUUAUGUCAUGAUCAAGAUCUUUGUUCAGGCUUCGUCUAUGGGCCAACAAGUUGAUAACGAGUUGAAUAUGUAUAGACACAUGGAGCAGUCCUGUGCCACCCAUCCCGGUCGCGACGUGAUAAGAACUUUACUUGACAUGUUCUACAUCGACGGACCUCAGGAUAAGCAUCGAUGUCUUGUGCAUACCCCACUAUGGGAGAGUGUCCUAGCUUUCUUACGCCGCAAUCCAAUUGAGAGACUACCCUCUCCAGUCAUUGUAGUGGUCCUCCAUCGUCUAUUUCUGGCUUUGGAUUAUCUUCAUACCGAGUACCAUAUUGCACACACUGAUAUUAAAGCCGACAACAUCAUAUUCGGAAUUAAGGACGAUUCAGUCUUCACUAACUUUGAAAACUACGAACUUCAGACCCCUGUCCCGAGGAAAGAGGUAGACAUAAGCGGGAGAACAAUAUACAUGUCUCAGGAACUCAAAAUACCCAAAAAAGUCACCUCCCCAAUACUUUGCGAUUUUGGUUCGGCUGUAUACAGUGAUCAGCACCACUCAGUAUUUAUUCAACCUCAGAUCUACCGAGCACUAGAAACGUUCAGCGCAGAUAUCUGGAAUGUGGGAUGUAUGGUCUGGGAUAUCUACGAAGGCCAAGACCCCGAAUUUAAAAGAUACCGAAGCCGAGCCCAUCUUGCUGAGAUGAUCAACCUUCUUGGCCCCCCACCUCCUAGUCUUAUUACUCAGGGGGAGCUAAGCAACAAGCGAUUUCUUGAACCCAGAUUUACUGACUGGCCUAGUGCCGCUUGGACAGAGGGAAACCACUCUUGA
This is a messenger RNA of Penicillium verhagenii, 1065 nucleotides long. Its product is annotated as kinase-like protein. The record is from RefSeq and is a predicted model, not a curated record. Gene Ontology annotation, biological process: regulation of mRNA processing; protein phosphorylation; spliceosomal complex assembly. NCBI's taxonomy places the organism in Eukaryota, Fungi, Ascomycota, Eurotiomycetes, Eurotiales, Aspergillaceae. Gene Ontology annotation, molecular function: protein kinase activity; ATP binding. Bases 1 to 1065 code for a protein of 354 amino acids. The transcript is spliced from 7 exons.